Molecule: messenger RNA, 939 nt
Organism: Artibeus jamaicensis (Jamaican fruit-eating bat)
Lineage: Eukaryota; Metazoa; Chordata; Mammalia; Chiroptera; Phyllostomidae
Gene: MGMT
Product: O-6-methylguanine-DNA methyltransferase
Exons: 5
Coding region: 203-859 (218 amino acids)
Biological process (GO): DNA repair
Cellular component (GO): nucleus
Molecular function (GO): methylated-DNA-[protein]-cysteine S-methyltransferase activity
Source: RefSeq, a predicted model, not a curated record
GUACUCGCAGCGCUCGCAGCUGCUGGCGGUCUGCGCCCUGGGCCAGGCCGUAGUGUCCGUGUUGCCCGCCUCCUGCCUACGUUCAGGGCUCUACCAGAGGAGGGCGGGCACCUGCAGCCCGUGGGACAGCCCCUCCCUGAGUGCCCUCCCUGCCCCCCACCCGCCCCGCGCAGGACCCACGUGCGUCCAGGUGCGUGGCAGGAUGGACGCGGCCUGUGACCUGCGGUGCAGGACGGUGGCCAGCCCCCUGGGGCCCAUCGAGGUGUCUGCGUGUGAGCAGGGUCUGCACAGCAUCCGGCUGCUCGGCGGGAAGACGCCCGACGCCAGCCCCACGGAGGCCCCUGCCGCUCCUGAUUCGCCCGGCAGCCCUGCAGAGACAGCGGGUCCCCUGGCGCAGGGCGCGGCCUGGCUGCGUGCCUACUUCCAGCAUCCUGCCGCCCUCCCGGAGCUCCCCGUGCCUGCCCUGCACCACCCCAUCUUCCUGCAAGACUCGUUCACCAGACAGGUGCUGUGCAAGCUGCUGAAGGCCGUGGACUUCGGAGAAGUGGUGUCCUACCAGCAGCUGGCAGCCCUGGCGGGCAGCCCCAGAGCCGCGCGGGCCGUGGGUGGGGCGAUGAGAAGCAACCCCGUCCCCAUCCUCGUCCCAUGCCACCGAGUGAUCUGUAGCAGCGGAGCCCUGGGCAACUACUCCUCCGGGGGCCGGGCCGUGAAGGAGUGGCUUCUGAGCCACGAAGGCAGCUGGCGGGGGCAGCGGCCCCGGCAGGGGGCUCCCGUCCAGCCAGAACCUGGCACGGGGCCCCAGGGGGCGCCAGCAGCGCCCAGCCCUCCCGCUGAACCUCCGUCUUGGCGGGGGGAGUGACGUGGGUGCCACAGAAGUGCCAGGGCCGUCAGCAGGGCCCGUGUGGAGGCCUCAUUAAAGGAGCAGCUGUGUCCCGUGGA